Messenger RNA from Cokeromyces recurvatus, 961 nucleotides. RefSeq lists its product as uncharacterized. The coding region runs from base 301 to 792 and encodes 163 amino acids. The transcript has a single exon. Lineage: Eukaryota; Fungi; Mucoromycota; Mucoromycetes; Mucorales; Mucoraceae. The record is from RefSeq and is a predicted model, not a curated record.
CAGCAACAUCAUCAAUAUCAACAACAACAACAGCAACAGCAGCAGCAUCCACCACCACUACCACAACAACAACAACAACAGCAGCAGCAACAGCAACAACAACAGCAACAACAACAACAACAACAAUCACAAUCACAAUCACAGCCUCAAACAAAUCCUUCACCUUUAAUACAGCAACCACAACAACCAUACCCUUUCGGUGGAUACUUUGAACCACAUCAAGGUAACGGUAUUUUAGAUCUAGUUAAACGAAAAAUUCGAGAAGCAACAACAGGUUAUCGUGGCUUAGAUCCAACCUUAAUGACUCGAAAUAAUAUGAUGAUGCCUAUGGCUCCUAUGCCAAUGCUGUAUUAUCCUCAGCAACAAAUGGUAGGUAAUAAUUUGGAUCAAAUGAUAUUGCAACAGUUGCAACAAUUAUCACCACAACAACAACAAACUUUAUUAGUGAGUUUAUUAACCCAGAAUGGUAUGUUAAAUAGUAACAACGCUUUAUAUGGACAACAUCCUAUGCUUAUGAACCACAAUGGUUUAAUGACAGGAGCAGCUAUGAAUCAACAACCAGGAGGAGGAAUGAUGAUGCCUCAUAUGCCACCACAGCCAAUGAUGCCACAACAACCUCAUCAAAUGAUAAUGCCUAACAACGCUGGAUACUAUCAAUCACCUUAUGGCUAUGGUAACUAUUAUAAUCCUCAACAAAUAAGUUACUAUGGAAAUGGAGCAACAGCGCCUUAUUCAACGACACAUGGGUAUCCUUAUUAUGAUAUUCCAAGACGAGGUGGUGGAUAUUUUUAAUUAUGUUUAUAAAUAUGUAUAUUUUUAUAAAAGAAAGAAAGAAAAUGAAUUUUAAUAAUAUACCCAAAACGGUGAACAAAAAAUAAAAAUAAAAUAAAAAUAAAAAGAUAAAAUACGUGAGAUGACGUACAGCGGUUAGUUUGUAUUAUGUAUCUAUUGUGCGUCUCAG